AUGCCCCAGCUUCCGACACUACCACGGGAGCUCAUCGACCACAUCAUCUCAUCACUCAUCGCCCUUUAUGACCACGACCCAGCCCACCAAUGGACAUACCUACGCCACAUAACGCGCCACCACAAAGCACAUCUCGAGCAAAACUUCCUCAACUUUUGGGUUCCCAAGCUGUCAUUCCAAAUCGGUGACUAUCACCGCUCACGGGCCUCUGCCGAAUUUCAAGCUCUCAAACAACCUUGCAACAGUGCCUACUCAACGGCAGCCUGCUCCAACGCUUUCCAUUCACACCUGCCAACAGCCUCACACACAAGUUUCUUGCCCUUAUCGAGGUGCGCAUGCUGCUUGAAGCCAUUCCUUCGUUCGGGGCUCCAGGCUGCCGCAUCUUUGCCGACAUGCGACCAGAGCUUUACCGGAAGGAAUGAGGAUGCAGACAUAAUAACUUUCAAAGAGAUGUGGGGUCUUAGUUUAUCCGACGUGCCACAAGGCUGGCCUGAGGAAACCAGAAGAUCAAACGACAGAAAGCCAUGGGAGCAAUUGGACUUGAACGUCAUAGUGCGGUUCGGCCAAGGCACACUGAACAGAGGUUAUACAAAAGGCGGUAUGAGGAACGACAUCAUCAUCCCCGGUUUCUCGCUCAAUGUUGAUACUUUGCCCUGGGAAUUCUCGUUUGAUUGGAAAGCGCUCUUUACCCGGCUCUUCACUGAAGAAACGGUCAUGCGGACGUUUCGGGAUAAGCUCCUCGAUGCAUUCGUCCCGACCUUGCAAGAAGAGAAUUUGAGUCCAGAGUUGAGGAAAUCAGCUAUUCACCGUCACCUGCGUAAUCACUUCUACGACCAGCGUAGGACUGUGCUUGCCGCUUACCGUUGGUACAAGUAUUCUCCCAAACACAACGAACAUGACAGUGCCAGAUAUCUUUGCAGCCCCGAACAAGGCCGUGGACGAUUUGCUGGAUUACAUUCUGAAGGGCAGUGGGUCUGUGGGCAUAUUCGAUGCGACCAACAGUACGCUGGCGCGACGACAGCAGAUCAUGGAGCGGAUACGAGAUCGUGCUGGACCAGAACUCAAUGUUUUGUUCGUCAAGAGCGACCCUUUGACUUCACACCCUAUGUUUACGGAGGCGGAGAGAAGCUUUACGGUGAUCUAUUCGAACAUUUUGAUGAGCUCGACAUCGAAGAGAGUAUGGUAUUUCAAGUCCCCAAUUGGGAGACUUUAGCUAUACGCGACAUAUUGCAGCUGCGUGUAGGUGAAGACAUGGUUGAAGUGCACUCCGUUCGGCCGGAGGAUGUGUACGGAUAUUCUGAUCAAAUACAUGGGUUCCUUUGUAAGGAGUACUUUGAGGGUCAUUUCAAAGAAGGAGAGGAAAGGCAUCCGGCCAGUGACGUAGUGCUCGAGAAGCGUUUGAGAGAGGAUGGAGACCUGGAUCUCGAGGCGUUUUGGCCUUGA
Molecule: messenger RNA, 1443 nt
Organism: Alternaria arborescens
Lineage: Eukaryota; Fungi; Ascomycota; Dothideomycetes; Pleosporales; Pleosporaceae
Exons: 1
Coding region: 1-1443 (480 amino acids)
Source: RefSeq, a predicted model, not a curated record